Molecule: messenger RNA, 546 nt
Organism: Sphenostylis stenocarpa
Lineage: Eukaryota; Viridiplantae; Streptophyta; Magnoliopsida; Fabales; Fabaceae
Source: the annotation of a GenBank genome assembly
AUGGAGAUCAAGAAAUCUGCAUCAACCGAGGGUAAAGAGCAACGUCAUGAUGAGAUUGAGAGGAACAGUCAUAUAGAUUUGAUGUACCAUAUGAAAAAGAUAACAGAUUUUUGCCAACAACCAAGCUUGUUUGUUGAAAAAUACCCAGUGACCAAAUGGAUCACACCACUUGCCAAACUAGUUGGUAACGUUAAGGCAAUUCAACAAGAAGAAAAGUUGAGAGAGGCAAGGUGCAAAGGGAAGAUCAGAAUGGGAGACUUGAUGCAGAGAAUCAUGGAAAUGAUCCAGGCUGAGCAAGCAGCCAAAGGGUCCAACAAUGGUACUUCAAACUCCUUUAACAACCAUGCCUCCGGUCGCCAGGAUUUCGGCGGUGCAACUAUCAACAGCGGCCAACAUGCUGGGGACCGUAGCAGGUAUGACUUCUCAGCGCACUACGAUGAACAGGUUCUUAAUAAUACUGGUACUUUCAACGGUAAUGGUAACGGGGGCAGUAUCAAGGGUGGUUUUGAUGCCUCCACAAGGAACUACUAUGGUCGCCGUUAUUAA